Molecule: messenger RNA, 1595 nt
Organism: Homalodisca vitripennis (glassy-winged sharpshooter)
Lineage: Eukaryota; Metazoa; Arthropoda; Insecta; Hemiptera; Cicadellidae
Gene: Cpr66D
Exons: 6
Coding region: 127-1134 (335 amino acids)
Cellular component (GO): extracellular matrix
Source: RefSeq, a predicted model, not a curated record
GCGCGAGGCGCCAUUUCUCCCGACUUUCAGAGGAACCUUUCCUCUCACGUCAGACGCAGGCCGGUAUAAAACCUUCCUGCAGCCCGCCUGCCCGUCUGUCUGUCUGUGAUCUCUGUGUGGACUACCAUGAUCAAGUUAUGUUUGCUGGUUAUGUGUACGGGGGCGGGAGUGCUGGCAGUGACCCAGGAGCAGCUCGCUCAAUACGUUGCAGCCCAGCAGACGGGUCACAAGCAGCAGUCAGUAUCAGUGGUGCCCAGAGCUAGACAGGCCUACGCCCUGCAGUCUGCUGAAGACGCGGGAGAAUCCGCCUAUCAGCAGGCCUAUCAGGCAGCAUACCAGCAAGCAGCCGCCGCCUACCAACCACAAGCAGCCGCCGCCUACCAGCCGCAAGCAGCUCCUCAAGCCACCAGCUACAAGUCGUUCUCCAGCAGCGUCGGAGUGGGCAAGGACUACCAGCCGGUGUACUACCGACCCGCUCCAGGCGUGCCACAGUACCAUGAUCCCGCCCAGUUGCAGCCCCUCAGGAAGCUCAGGCCACUGCCAGGUGCACCUGACAAGGAGCCCGAGGAGGACUAUGACCCCAAUCCAGCUUACCAGUUUUCAUUCGAUGUGAAAGACGAUGAAUUCACCAACUAUCAGAACCGCAAGGAGCAACGAGAGGGCGACAAGAUCUCUGGCAGCUACAGCGUAGUUGACAGUGAUGGCUACAUCCGCACCGUUACUUACACAGCGGACCCCAAGGAGGGCUUUAAGGCUGACGUCUCCCGUGAGCCAACAGACAUUAGAGUGAAGCUGCCUCAGCCACCAUCGGCACUGCCACAACAGUAUCAGCAGAUUCCUCAGCAGUUGGUCCGUAAACAGCAAACCCAGCAGUACUUGGAGGCAUCAGCGCACGCAGGUCCGUCCCCACAGUAUGCCGCGAGGCCACAAGCGGCAGUAGCAUAUGUGGCCCCCCAAUUCGUGGCCGCUCCCCAAUACGUAGGGAAGUCUAGUGCUCCAGCCACCGCAGGUCUGAGUGCCUACUCCGGACCGCACCGCCUGGCCGCUCCUGUUAAAGCCAAGGCGGCAGCCAUCGGUUACGCCUCACAACAGCCGACUGCAUCGCCGAUUCUGUAUCAGGCGUACCAACAGUGACCUGGUACCUCGGGUAGCGUGGAACUCGUGUAAAUAUUUUGUUCUGCCUUCUAAAGCUUUCUUCUGCCAGACUGAUGACAGUCACUAAUAAAGCGGAAAUGAAGUAAGUUGUGUUCGCACAUAGAGUCUCAGUUUUUAACAUUAGUUAUUCAAUCAAACAAUAAAGCAUCAAAUGUCAUUUACUCUAUUUAAGUAGAUUUUUAAUAAAUUUCACAUAGGUAUUUAUAAUUUUGAAAUCAGGAAAAAUCUUAAUGAGAUUUAAGAUAUUUAUAAAAUUACACAUCUUAUUGAUUUCAAAGGUAAUCAAUAAAAUAUAACAUGCCAUUUUUACACGGCAGUGUCAUGUAAAUGCCAUUAGUUAGGUAGUAUAUAAUAUUUUUUAUACUUUGUACGUAUGUUUAUAAUGAUGACGUUCCUUAUUUGUACUUGUUAGGUUAAUUAAUAAAAUGACUUCAAUCGUU